Molecule: messenger RNA, 297 nt
Organism: Lodderomyces orthopsilosis Co 90-125
Lineage: Eukaryota; Fungi; Ascomycota; Pichiomycetes; Serinales; Debaryomycetaceae
Gene: SFT1
Product: Sft1p
Exons: 1
Coding region: 1-297 (98 amino acids)
Source: RefSeq, a predicted model, not a curated record
AUGAGUAGUAAUCUAUAUUCCCACAGGGAAGAGCAAAACAAUCAAAAAUUCGAACAACUAGCCAAUACUUUACAUCAAUUUAGAACCACAGUGAAUAAUGAUAUUCAUGAUUCAAUACAACAAGAACUGGGGCUCUUACAUCAGUUGAAUGACAAUUUUUCAAGUUUAAUGCAACUGGUUAAACAAACACUGGGAAAUUUGACUACUGUAAUGAAUCGAAAUGCUGGCUUAACGAGGAUUGUGGGGAUUAUAUUGUUGGGGUUUUUUGUUAUUUGGAUGCUAUUUAAAUUGUUUUAA